Molecule: messenger RNA, 4900 nt
Organism: Anopheles gambiae (African malaria mosquito)
Lineage: Eukaryota; Metazoa; Arthropoda; Insecta; Diptera; Culicidae
Product: titin-like
Exons: 4
Coding region: 258-4781 (1507 amino acids)
Source: RefSeq, a predicted model, not a curated record
CCUGCCGGCCGGCAGUCAGUUCGGCAGAAGCGCUCGAACGAUAAGCAACUCCUGGAGCAGUGGCGGAACAACGCUCUCGGGGAGCGUUUUGUGAACAAGUUGGGUGAGAAGUUGAAACCGGUGCAGUGUUCGGUUUGGGGCCAGGAGGAUUUGGGGCAAGUUUUUUUUUGUUUGCUACUGUGAGUGUGUGCCCGUGUUAAGUGUGAGCUCAGUGCUAUAAUAGGAACGUCUACGUCGUUCCACGAGUCAAGAUCAAGAUGCGGCUGAACUGCAGAUGGCUGCUGCUAUCGCUGCUGGCACUUUUCGCCGAAGCGAGAGAUGAACGGGCAUACCGUGGAGGGAAAGCUGAUUACAGGAAAGCAGAUCGCAAGGGAGAAACACAGUUUCAGCAUCAGAAAACUAUUGACGGAGCGGUGCUGGGAUGUUACGGUUACGUCGAUGGGCAGGGAAAAAUGUUUGUCACACACUAUUUGGCCGAUGGGUCUGGGUACCGAAGUGUGAGUUUAUCUGCUCCGGAUAAAAUGACACGGGAACGGUUGAAGCUGUUGAGGAACGGUGAGGAUGGCCCAGCUGCUGAAUUAUUUCCCGUCGACUGCACGGAGGAAGGCGAUCUGGGACGUUUGAAGAAUAUGGCCGAAAAGAUAAAGAAGGAUUUCGAGAGUAGCAAUGGUGAGGAUGAACCGCAGAGGAAUGCGCCUUCUUAUGAUGGGAAGGAAAGGGCGAGCAGGCCGAAAGAAAGCGACAAACCUAUGGAAAGCAGCGACAUAAGAGAUGAUGCGAUUCAACCGAAAAAAGAAUCUGCACAGGCGGUGCCAGCUGAUGCUCCUAAUAAAACGGGUAAUCGUCUGAUUAAUGUGAGGGAUCCAAGUUCCUUUAGAAGGCCAGUAAAGAAACCUGCAGGAAGCGCAAAGUCUCCAAUUGCUCAAGAACCGUUCCCACAACCAUCCAGUGAUGUAAUGUCAGUACCGGCAUCUAAGCCGAAGCAAGUACCAAGCUCUGAAAAGCAGUCAAACCAAGUUGAUGAACCACAGCCGAAAAAUAAAGUGGAGAAACCAACAGACAAGAAACCAAGUACGUUAGCCAAGCCAAAUAGAAGACCGCAACCAGAUAAUAUUCCGAAAAGUAACUCCGUUGAUUCAGAAGCGAUUAAACCUAACAAAGAACUGAACCUGACACCCCAGCAAGUCCAACCCGAGGUACAAGCCAAGAAAGCAUCUCAAAAGCCUGACGGCAAGCACAAGAAGCCCAGCGAGAACUCCAAGUCGUCAGAGGAUCCUGAAAAUCAACAAGACGAUCUGAGCUCAGAGAAACCUGAGGACAAGGCAGCCGAAGAGUCUGAUGACCCCAAGCAAUCACCCAAAUCAGCGAAGGAACCGAGCAAGUCACAGCCCAAGAAGGGAUCUGAUAAGCCUGACAGCAAGAACAAGAAGCCCAGCGAGGACUCCAAGUCAUCGGAGGAUCCUGAAAAUCAACAAGACGAUGUGAGCUCAGAGAAACCUGAGGACGAGGCAGCCGAAGAGUCUGAUGACCCCAAGCAAUCAUCCAAAUCAGCGAAGGAACCGAGUAAGUCACAGCCCAAGAAAGGAUCUGAUAAGCCUGACAGCAAGAACAAGAAGCCCAGCGAGGACUCCAAGUCAUCGGAGGAUCCUGAAAAUCAACAAGACGAUGUGAGCUCCGAGAAACCUGAGGACGAGGCAGCCGAAGAGUCUGAUGACCCCAAGCAAUCACCCAAGUCAGGAAAGGAACCGGGCAAGUCACAGCCCAAGAAAGGAUCUGAUAAGCCUGACAGCAAGAACAAGAAGCCCAGUGAGGACUCCAAGUCGUCGGAGGAUCCUGAAAAUCAACAAGACGAUGUGAGCUCCGAGAAUCCUGAGGACAAGGUAGCCGAAGAAUCUGAUGACCCCAAGCAAUCAUCCAAAUCAGCGAAGGAACCGAGCAAGUCACAGCCCAAGAAGGGAUCUGAUAAGCCUGACAGUAAGAACAAGAAACCCAGUGAGGACUCCAAGUCGUCGGAGGAUCCUGAAAAUCAACAAGACGAUGUGAGCUCAGAGAAACCUGAGGACGAGGCAGCCGAAGAAUCUGAUGACCCUAAGCAAUCACCCAAGUCAGGAAAAGAACCAAGCAAGUCGCAACCCAAGAAGGGAUCUGAAAAGCCGAACAGCAAGAACAAGACGCCUAGCGAUGACUCAGUGUCGUUGGAGGAUUAUGAAGAUCAACUAAACGGUGAAAGCUCAAUUAAACCUGAAGACGAGGCUUCCGGAGAGUCUGAUGUGGAAGAACUUGACAGUAAGAUAAAGGAGCCCAGCGAGGAAUCGAAGUCUUUGGAGGAUUAUGAUGAGCAACAAGACGAUGUGAGCUCAGGUAAUGCUGAAGACGAAACAGCUCAAGAGUCUGAUGACCCCAAGCAAUUACCCAAGUCAGGGAAGAAACCGAGCAAGUCGCAGCCCAAGAAGGGAUCUGAAAAGCCUGACAGCAAGAACAAGAAGCCCAGCGAGGACUCCAUGUCAUCGGAGGAUCCUGAAAAUCAACAAGACGAUGUGAGCUCCGAGAAACCUGAGGACGAAGCAGCCGAAGAAUCUGAUGACCCCAAGCAAUCACCCAAGUCAGGAAAGGAACCAAGCAAGUCGCAGCCGAAAAAGGGAUCUGAAAAGCCUGACAGCAAGAACAAGAAGCCCAGCGAGGACUCCAAGUCAUCGGAGGAUCCUGAAAAUCAACAAGACGAUGUGAUCUCAGAGAAACCUGAGGACGAGGCAGCCGAAGAGUCUGAUGACCCCAAGCAAUCACUCAAAUCAGCGAAGGAACCGAGCAAGUCGCAUCCCAAGAAGGGAUCUGAAAAACCUGAGAGCAAGAACAAGAAGCCCAGCGAGAACUCCAAGUCAUCGGAGGAUUCUGAAAAUCAACAAGACGAUGUGAGCUCCGAGAAACCUGAGGACGAGGCAGCCGAAGAGUCUGAUGACCCCAAGCAAUCACAAAAGUCAGGAAAGGAAUCGAGCAAGUCACAGCCCAAGAAGGUAUCUGAUAAGCCUGACAGCAAGAACAAGAAGCCCAGCGAGGACUCCAAGUCAUCGGAGGAUCCUGAGAUUGAACAAGACGAUGUGAGCUCAGAGAAUCCUGAGGACAAGGUAGCCGAAGAGUCUGAUGACCCCAAGCAAUCAUCCAAAUCAGCUAAGGAACCGAGCAAGUCGCAGCCCAAGAAAGGAUCUCAAAAGCCUGAGAGCAAGAACAAGAAGCCCAGCCAGGACUCCAAGUCAACGGAGGAUCCUGAAAAUCAACAAGACGAUGUGAGCUCAGAGAAACCUGAGGACGAGGCAGCCAAAGAGUCUGAUGACCCCAAGCAAUCGCCCAAAUCAGCGAAGGAAUCGAGCAAGUCGCAGCCCAAGAAGGUAUCUGAAAAGCCUGACAUCAAGAACAAGAAGCCCAGUAAGGACUCCAAGUCAUCGGAGGAUUAUGAAAAUCAACAAGACGAUGUGAGCUCCGAGAAACCUGAGGAAGAAGCAGCCGAAGAAUCUGAUGACCCCAAGCAAUCACCCAAGUCAGGAAAGGAACCAAGCAAGUCGCAGCCGAAAAAGGGAUCUGAAAAGCCUGACAUCAAGAACAAGAAUCCCAGCACGGACUCCAAAUCAUCGGAGGAUCCUGAAAAUCAACAAGACGAUGUGAGCUCAGAGAAACUUGAGGACGAGGCAGCCGAAGAGUCUGAUGACCCCAAGCAAUCAUCCAAAUCAGCAAAGGAACCGAGCAAGUCACAGCCCAAGAAGGGAUCUGAAAAGCCUGACAGCAAGAACAAGAGGCCCAGCGAGGACUCCAAGUCAUCGGAGGAUCCUGAAAAUCAACAAGACGAUGUGAGCUCAGAGAAACCUGAGGACGAGGCAGCCGAAGAGUCUGAUGACCCCAAGCAGUCGCCCAAAUCAGGCAAAGAACCGAGCAUGUCACAGUCCAAGAAGGGAUCUGAUAGGCCUGAUAUCAAACUUGCUGCCAGAACACAACCGGCAGAUUCUCCCCUCACCGAUGUCUUCCCGACUCCACCAUUUGAAGCAGAUCCGUUUCCAUCUCGACUUGGUCUUCCGAGCGAUUCAAACGACGUGCUAGCUGCCAUCAGUAGAGUUUUACCAGUGAUUCGUGAUAUCGGACCACCGUUCGUUACUACGGGUUCGCCGGAAAUAGUGAAACCAUCGAUGGCUCCGAAAACAUCCGCCUCGUUCAACGGUGACGUGUACGAUGAGGUCGAUGAUGACGAGGACACUGAUACAGUUGAUGCAGUUGCACCAGCGAAGCAAAAUGAUCCGGGAAAACCGAGUCAUUCCACACCACCACCACCGUCGGAUAUGGGCAGCUGUAUUGAGAUCAUACUGAAGGUACCGACCGAUGCCAGGCAUGUUAUCGUGCGUACGGAGCAUCCUCAGUUUAAAACGCAGGAAGGUGCACCGUUGAAUGAGCUUGUCAAUAAGAUUGCGCCUGGUGUGUACGAUGUGCAGUUGGCCAAGUUUGACAAGGUGGUGUUUGAAAGGUAUGACAAAUAUGCAAUCGAUGAAGAACCGCAAACACCCAACAACCUCGGCAAGGCAUUCAACUACGACGAGCUGGUACCGAAGCCAAGCAAUUCGGGCCCCAGCCAACGAGUGCCUGGAGACAGCGUUAAUGCUUACCUGCCCAAGGUUGAUACUGCUCGAUCACGGGUAGGUGGUGUGGAUGAAAAGAUGGCAAAAGCGGACCGGGAGGAGAAAAGCGCUCAAAGCCAGCGUCGUAUUCCGGAUAGAUUUUUAGCGAUGGGCCGACGAGGUUGAAUAAAGACUGGUUUGGAGUGGAAUGUUCGUUAAAAAGACUUGACAUACAGUUCAAUGCAUGUUUCUAUAUGACAAUCAUAAGAAAUAAAACAUGGUGGAAAAAUAGAAAAAAAAAACAA